CAUAUGGCCGCUCUUCCACUAACUUUUCUAGCCCACGGCUGAAAGUAGCUCAAAGACAAUUCUGCACUGGAUGUGAAAAUCACCGCGAGAGAAGUUAGAAUAAAACAAAGGGAGACGAGCUGCCGCAAAGUUCCCAUCCAUCAUCUGUUUGGAUUGUACCUCUGUCUGCUGUUCGAGUGGCCUCUUUUGUUAUUAGGAGGUUCUACGCGUGUGCGCCUGCCAGCGAACGGGGACGUGUGAAUGUUUCUGUGUGUGAGCUGAGUAAGUUAAAGCCGGGUGAAUGUAUAGCAUGAUGAUGGAAACGGACUUGCAUUCUCCAGGAGCCCAGACUAACACAAACACGGGCCACACGGGACCCAACAGCAAAGUUAACCAAGACCGCGUCAAGAGACCCAUGAACGCGUUUAUGGUGUGGUCUCGGGGUCAGCGCAGAAAAAUGGCUCAGGAGAAUCCAAAGAUGCACAACUCGGAGAUCAGCAAGCGCCUCGGAGCGGAGUGGAAAGUCAUGUCCGAGGCGGAAAAGCGACCCUUCAUUGACGAGGCGAAAAGACUGCGCGCCAUGCACAUGAAGGAGCAUCCGGAUUACAAGUACCGACCCCGGAGGAAGACCAAGACUCUGCUCAAGAAGGACAAGUACUCUUUGGCGGGUGGCCUGCUCGCUGGAUCAGGAGGCGGAGGCGGCGUGGGGCUGGGAAUGGGUGCAGCGGGGGUCGGGCAGAGGUUAGAGAGUCCGGUGGGUCACGGCGGCAGCACCGCGGCGAGCUACGCGCACAUGAACGGCUGGACCAACGGCGCGUACUCAGGCCAGGUGGCGGCUGCCGCGGCUGCAGCCGCAAUGAUGCAGGAGGCUCAGCUCGCCUACAGUCAGCACCCAGGCAGCGGAGCGCAUCACCACCACGGGCACCACCACCAUCCGCACAACCCCCAGCCUAUGCACCGCUACGAAAUGACGGCUCUCCAGUACAGCCCCAUCUCAAACUCUCAGAGCUACAUGAGCGCCUCUCCGUCAGGCUAUGGGGGAAUAUCCUACACGCAACAUCAAAACUCCAGCGUGGCUUCAUCUGGGGCCAUCGGCUCGCUGGGCUCGCUGGUGAAAUCGGAGCCGAGCGUAAGCCCUCCCGUUACCGCUCACUCUCGAGCCCCUUGUCCCGGAGACUUGCGAGAGAUGAUAAGCAUGUAUUUACCGACGGCGGAGGCAGGGGACCCGUCCGUUCAGAGCAGACUUCACGCUGUACCGCAGCACUAUCAAAGUUCCACGACGAGCGUAAACGGAACCGUUCCACUGACACACAUAUGAAAAGAUUUGCAACUACGCAUUCAGACUCAAAUAACCAAAUAUGUACCUCUUUUAGAGAAUAACUACCUUUUUUUUGUACAGAAUGUCUGUUCUUGUAAAUUUGAAGGUGAUAUUAUUUAAAUAUAAUACUUAAACUGAAGGGUGUCCUGGGGAUGUUGUCUGAAUAAUUUGUCCGAAAUGACACCAUAUGCGUGAGCUUUACACAUUUGCGAGGGAUUAAAAUUCUUUGUGUGUGUGUGUGUGUGUGUGUGUGUGUGUGUGUGUGUGUGUGUGUGUGUGUGUGUGUGAGUGUGUUUGUGUGCGUGUGUGUAUGAGAGAGAUGGUACUAUGUUUGCGACAUGAAAAAGAGUGGGUGCUACAGUGUAUAGUCAAAAAACAAUGUUUUUAAAGUUUUCUAAGAUUUUUCUCUAUCCCACUUUGAUUUGUCAACACGUGAGUUGCUGUAUUUGCUCUAUUCCUUAUUUGUUUGUUGUAUUUUUUCCCUUGUACAUUGUGAAUAUAUUACAGAGAAGAUUGAUACACAAAUCUGUAAAUAUAAUUCGGAUUUGCCAGGAAAAAGAGGAAACGUUUUGCGUUGAUGUGAGAAGAAUAAAUUUGCUUUUGCUCUGA
Messenger RNA from Ctenopharyngodon idella (grass carp), 1906 nucleotides. It is a transcript of the gene sox1b, whose product is annotated as SRY-box transcription factor 1b. The record is from RefSeq and is a predicted model, not a curated record. The coding region runs from base 281 to 1297 and encodes 338 amino acids. The transcript has a single exon. NCBI's taxonomy places the organism in Eukaryota, Metazoa, Chordata, Actinopteri, Cypriniformes, Xenocyprididae. Gene Ontology annotation, molecular function: DNA-binding transcription factor activity, RNA polymerase II-specific; RNA polymerase II cis-regulatory region sequence-specific DNA binding. Gene Ontology annotation, biological process: cell differentiation; regulation of DNA-templated transcription; anatomical structure morphogenesis.